GAAAUGGGACAGACAUGUAGAGUUCUUGAAAAAAAGAAUAGGGACGCAUCAAUGUAUGCGCUGAAUCUCGAAUAGAGUAUAUUUUUAAGUGCUGAUUAUCUUGUAUUGUCACGACUCUCUAGGUGAGGAAGACCGGUCUACUAUACGCACACAAUGAUAGAUCUCUUUUCCUCUCUAUAUCAAAUACUUGGUAUACUCUGCUUUAUAAACAAAAAGAAAGUUAGAUGCAAGUGCAAAAAGAGUUCGGGACUCGGUGUCGUAUGUCCCUACAUAUCUUGUCGUCGGGGUUGUCAAAAAAUCGCUGCCGGUACUCGGAUCGCGUUUCGAACUCGGUGCCAGUCGGUAACCUCUCUGAUAACCGCCAGCGCGUUUGUCCUGAGUGCAUUCCACUGCACCGCCUUCGAGCUGGUGAUGGCCUUUUCCCAAAGGUAAGCUUAAAUACCCCAGGGCCGCUCCUCCUCUGCCUUCCUAGAAUGUGUGCCUGGGCAUUGGGGUCGCGUGAUCCCAAGAGUCGAGGUGUGCCCGGCGGUACGUAUUCACGUUCGCAUCGCAUUCGCAUUCGAUCGUGCACAACUCAGGGCCUGCAAGUCAGAUAUAACGCAGUUGAUGGACAUAAAUCGAGGCACAUUGUCCAACCGCGCAGUCAACGCAUAGACACAUCCAUCUUCUUCCUUCCUCCGGACCCAGCGACCUGCAGUCAUAAUGCUACGAGAUCACCGACAACUGUCGACUGUUUUUGUGUAAACCUACGAGAUGCGUAUGGAAGCAGCGAGGACGUCCAUGCUCUGGGGAAUUCACGCAUCGUGACGGGGUUCGGGCAUCGUACGAUUCGUUACAGUUCGCGGACGGCGCGGUUGCAAAGCGGAGGGACGUUCUGCGAUAGAAUAGGAGUCAAUCUGAGUAUUUGAAUUCAUCUACAGAGAGAAGAAGAAUGUCCACAGAGUAAUGGGAUAUGGAUGAAGUUGAAUCAGAG
Messenger RNA from Sodiomyces alkalinus F11, 973 nucleotides. RefSeq lists its product as hypothetical. The transcript has a single exon. The record is from RefSeq and is a predicted model, not a curated record. NCBI's taxonomy places the organism in Eukaryota, Fungi, Ascomycota, Sordariomycetes, Glomerellales, Plectosphaerellaceae. Bases 225 to 908 code for a protein of 227 amino acids.